AUCUCCGGUAGCCCAGCCAUCGUGCUUCUCGCGUUCCGCUCCGUCGGGUCCCGAACGGCUGAACUGAACGAACGGGUCGGGGGGUUUAGUAACCGCACGCCCAAUCAAAUCUUGGCGCGCGCGGGGGCUUGACGCUCCAACGAGGAUGCCGCCGCCACCGCGGCCCUUCCCCGCCCCCGCGGCGACGGUGUCUCCCCCGCGCCCGGCGUGGAACACGAACCGCAACCUGGUGGUGACCCAUCCGCUGCUCUCCCUCCUCGAGCGCUGCGCGUCCUUCCGCCGCCUCCUCCAGCUCCAGGCGCUGCUCAUCGUUUCCGGUCUCGCCGCGCACCGCUUCCCCGCCUCCCGCCUCCUCGCCUUCUGCGCGCUCUCCGACCCGCCGCGCCCCGCCCACGCCGCCGCCGUCCUCGCCCAGUGCGCCGAGGGCCCCAAUGCCUACAUGCUCGCCACCAUGAUGCGCGGCUUCCUCCGCGCCGGCCUCCCUGCCCGCGCGUUCGCCCUCUUCCGCCGCGUGCUUUGCGACUGCCUCCCCGCCGACGCGCGCACUUUUGUCUUCGCCAUCAAAGCAGCCUGCUCCUCCUCCGCCGCCUCGUCCCCCGGUGAGGCCGUCCACUGCGUCGCCCUGAAGCGAGGGUUCCUCUGCCAGAGCGUGCUCGUGGGGAACGCGCUCGUGCACCUGUACGCCAGCAGCAUGUCAUUUCGUGACGCGCGGAAGGUGUUCAACGAAAUGCCCGACCGGGACGUCGUCUCGUGGACGACGCUGAUUGACGGACACGCGCGCGCUGGGCUGCCCGACGAGGCGUGGCGGGUGUUCUGCAGGAUGGUGGUAUCGGAGGGCAUGUGGCCGAACAGGGUGACACUGGUCGCCGCAGCCUCGGCAGUUGCGCAGAUGGGGCUACUGGGUCUGGGGAGGACGGUGCAUCGUUGUGUUGCUGAGAGUGGUGUUGGCACGAGCGUUAACUUGGACAAUGCGCUGGUUGAUAUGUUUGGGAAGUGUGGGUGUUUGGCCUCUGCGAAGGAAGUUUUCGACAGAAUGGCGGACAAGGAUGUGUACACUUGGACGAGCAUGGUCAGUGCCUAUGCCAAGUGUGGUGAUUUGGAGAGUGCGGUGCAGCUGUUCGAGGAAAUGCCUAGGAGGAACACGGUUUCUUGGAGUUGCAUGAUUGCAGCUUACUCGCAGGCAAAUCAACCGGACGAAGCCAUCAGGAUGUUCAACGACAUGAUUGCAGCAGGAAUGGAGCCGAUUGAUGCCACUCUUGUGAGUGUUUUGUCGGCAUGUGCUCAGUUGGGUUGCUUGGAUCUUGGUAGUUGGCUAUAUCAGACUUACAUUGCCACUCAUAAGGUUAGGCUUACAGUGAAUCUAGGCAAUGCAUUCAUCGAUAUGUUUGCAAAAUGCGGAGAUGUGGGUGCAGCAUCAAGAUUAUUUGACGGCAUGGAAGAGAGAAAUUUAGUAAGUUGGAACUCGGUGAUCAUAGCCCAUGCCUUUCAUGGUCAGUCUGAAGAAGCUCUUCAUCUCUUUCAGCAGUUGAAAGAAACUGGUAUUUUGCCUGAUGAGAUCACAUAUAUUGGGGUACUUUCUGCGUGCAGUCAUAGUGGUUUAGUUUCUGAAGGGCAGCGCCAUUUCAAAGAAAUGAAGGCGGUUUAUGGGAUUGAACCCAGGGCUGAACAUUAUGCUUGCAUGAUUGAUCUUUUGGGUAAAGUUGGGCUUGUAGAAGAGGCAUUUGAAAUUGCAACAAGUAUGCCAAUUGGAGCUGAUGUGGCUGGUUGGGGUGCUCUUUUAAACGCAUGCAGAAUGCAUGGUAAAGUUGAGAUUGGUGAAUGUGCUGCAGCUAAGCUUGCUAAGCUAGAUUCUUCUGACAGUGGAAUCUAUGUACUUAUGAGCCAAAUAUAUGCAAGUAAAAGCAAAUGGGACCAGGUGAAGAUGCUGAGGACAGUGAUGAGAGAUAGAGGCGUAAAGAAGAAUCCCGGAUGUAGUUCUAUCGAAGUGGAUGGAAAGUUUCAUGAGUUUCUGGCAGCAGAUGUUUCACAUGUCCACUCAGAAGAUAUAUAUGCUGCACUGAAGAAUAUCUACAUUCAUUUAAAAACAGAGGGUUAUAUUCCUCCUGCUUGAUGUGUCUGCUGAGACUUUGCUCCCAUGUUCAUUCACCUCGUAAUUGGUUUUGACUGUAGAAAGAAAAGGAGAAGGUAGAAGCAGACAGGAUUUUAUAUAAUUUAAUGAUCAGCUUACCAAUGAACAUAUUUUCUUUGACAUUGUACUGUUUUGCACUCGGUUCAUGCAUAGUGGCCUGAAAGUCAGAUGAGUUCAUACUGUUAAAGCUUUAAAAGAAGCAGAGUAUACGGGUUGAGACAGCAGAGUAGUCCAUAUCUGAUGAACAAUCACUGUUACUGUUACACAAAAAUCCGGAUUUCAGUCAAAUGUGUGGCAUGUGGAACAGAUUGUGUGCUUCUAAUGAACUCAACUGAAAUCUGACUGUUCUUUCUCAUCAACUAACUGUGUGUGAAUCGCAUGCUAUGGAGCUUUUCUUAGGUGGAGUUUCUCCCUUUCAGAUGUCCUAGUUGCCGCAUCAGCAGAAUGCCUUCGUAUAUAUGAUUCAGUGCUACUCUACUAGGGUUUUGCUUUCUACGAUCAUCUGCUGGCGGUGGCGUCGGCGCGCCUAGUGGAGGAGGCUCAGGGUCUCCAGCGGCUUGAUGGCGGCGUCGAGCCUCCGGUGCGCCGGCCGCGCCGGCGCCGCCCGCGGCGUGGCUGGCGCCAGUGGCUGCACGAACUUGCAGUUGGGGCAGGAGGGGGAGGACUUGCAGAGCAUGACGAGGAGGUGGCAGUUGGCGCACGGCACGGCCACCAUGUUGUUGCCUCCGGAGCUAACGGCGCCGGCGGCGGGCCUCCUGGUACGCUCGGCGUCCUCGUCGGGAGCGGCGAUGACGCCGGCGCCGGUGUCGACGAUGGCGGCCGCGGAGAUGUUGAGGUCGAGGUUCACGCUCUGCUCCCGCGGCCUGACCCAGCUCUUCCUCAGCGUCUUCCUGUUGAGAUUUAUUUCAGGGUCUAAAUUGUUGAUGAACCCAUCUCCUGGUCAAGGCGCGUACUCAUAAAUUCUGUCUGGGCAGUUGGCUUGCUCUGCAUCAGUUAUUAGCAUAUUAACCAUGCCUCUGAAGUGACCACGAGACAUGGGCUCUGCAACACAUAAAUCUCUGAAGCGGCGAAUCCAACAGCCAAGUGAGGAGGGGCUCAUCUCCCUUCUCUUCUUCUUCCUCCCCUCUUCUUCUUCAAUCUUUGUUCCCAAAAAAUAGAGGAAGAGCUUAGGGGGAUAUCCAUUGACUCUGGAGAAGUAGGGGGUUUAAUCCCCCCUAGCCCCCCUUAAAUCCGCCCCUGUUUCCAAGGGGUUCAUCCUAAUCUCGGACCAUCGUGUUACAGCUUACCCAACCUGCCAGUGACACCACACACACCAUCGUCCACGGGACACGCAGGAGCUUCGCGCAUCUAUAUAUCCUUGUUCAAGAGUCAAGACAGCAACUCCACGACCAGAAACCAAGCUGCUGGCGUCCUUAUCACCAGCACAACACAAUCUAUUUUCCCGGCGCAUGAUUUUUCCAUGCAGGCCGCCUGGCGAUCUGAUCCCGAGCACAUCGACGAUCCAAAGACGCUCGAGUUGGUUGCAAGCUCCGAUCCGAAGCUCUCAUGCAUGCAUGGUCCCUGAUGAGUGAGCCCCCGUGUGCGAUGGAUGCCUGACGAGGAGUACGAGCGUGUUUGCUGCGCAAUUCAAAGAGCCUGCCGAUGUUGGUGGAGCGCCGGACCCCCAUUCCGGCGGGGCAAUGAAUGGGGUGAAUGGACGGACUGGUGGAGAGGGGGGGUACUUGGUCUUAAAGUGACGCCAGCGACCUCGCGUUGACAGGACGCCCGCGCAUGUGGCUCCUCUGACGACGAACCUUCUCUGCCUGCCGUGGAUUCAGGGGGUGUCGAUCCGGCUGGGUCCUGUUGCUCCUGUGGUGCCACGAGGAGUUCUUCAUCUGGGACUGCGACAAGAAUUGAUCGAGAGCUCCCGCUGCUUUCUUUUUUCUCUCUCCCAGUGUCGGUUAUGGUCACCUCCCUAUGGCUAUGGCACACUAGGAGGCACUAGGGUGUGUGCUGAUCUACUGCUGGAGAUUGGUUGCAUGACCCGUCACUCCGAGCGGUCGGUGCAAGUACAGGGGGAACUUGAUCAUCCUGCACUCUAGUGGUCGCCGAGCACCAUUUGAGACUGUUGAAACGUGAACGCAUCAUGAGUUGUUGUUUUUUCUCAAUUUGUAGCAUUAUUUCUCCUUCUAUAAUCUUGAUGAGCCUCUAGUCUAAUCUUCAUAUUGUACUUGCUGUCGGUGUUGGACUGCAAGGCCAUCAAGAAAACACUUUCCAGAAUACACUGGACCUUUUUGUACCAUCUUUUGCACUUGUUUCCUUGGUGCC
Messenger RNA from Panicum hallii, 4435 nucleotides. Its product is annotated as pentatricopeptide repeat-containing protein At2g22410, mitochondrial-like. The record is from RefSeq and is a predicted model, not a curated record. Gene Ontology annotation, molecular function: RNA binding; protein binding. Lineage: Eukaryota; Viridiplantae; Streptophyta; Magnoliopsida; Poales; Poaceae. Gene Ontology annotation, biological process: RNA modification. Bases 146 to 2110 code for a protein of 654 amino acids. The transcript is spliced from 6 exons.